AUGGUAAAAUACUCAGUCCCUGCGUCUAUACUGCUGUCGCAGUCAUUGGUGGCGGCGAGUCUCUACGACUCAUAUGUGAGCUUGUCAUUCGAGCUGAUUGGCUUCCCUACCUUUGCUGGAACCAGGAGCCAGCCCAAUGCCUUCUCCCACAAUCUGAUGCAAAACUUGGCCGACCUUCAAGGUAGCGGAGUUGUCGUUCGAGUCGGUGGAAACUCUGGUGAUCGUGCCAUCUACGACUCUACCUUGACCACCUCCACAGCCAGCUCUUGCCCCAAGGCCGACCCUGGUGCAUGGCAAUGCAUCGGAAAGAGCUUCUUCGAGUCCUAUGGCGGAUUCCCUGCCGGCACCCGCUACUCUCAUCAGUUCAACAUGGGCGCCUACAACUCGUCCGGAUGGGCCACUCUGAAGUCGACAGUGCCUCUGGCUUGCAAAGCACUUGAGGGCCAGCUUGAGUUUUGGGAAGUUGGAAACGAGCCGGAUCUGUACAUUGGAAGCAGACGUCCCAGCAGCUACACCGCCGCCAACUACGCCGCCGAGUGGGUGAACACCACUCAACACUUCGAGAGCUAUCUCAAGACUGCAUGCCCCUCCUUGGGCGGCAGAAUCAAGUACAUUGCUCCUUCUUUGAGCUCCCCUGGCGCCAAGUUGAAGAUCAACGCCAUCUUCCCAGAUGAAGGCAGUAGCGCGACCUCAAAGAUCUCACAGGUCUCUGUGCACAACUACAUGGGCGGCGCCACAAGCCCUGGCGUUACUCUGCAGAGCACCCUCAUGAGCCACACUGCGGUUGUCAACUCGAUUACCAACCAUGUCAACUACGCCAAGACCUCUACCAUCAGUGCUGACUACAUCAUUGGCGAGCACAACAGCUUGUACGGCGGUGGUGCCUCUGGCCUCUCUGACGUCUUUGGAGCUGCUCUCUGGGCUAUGGAGUUCUCCCUCUAUGCUGCUUCCACUGGUGUUAUCAAGCGUAUUCACUUCCACCAGUCCGUGGGCUCUCCUUAUGCCGCCUGGGUUCCUUCAGGCACCCUCAACACCAAUGCCCCGUACUACGGCAAGCUGGCUGCCAGCACCUUCUUGGCCAACUCAAAUGCCAUCGAAGUUCAGACUCUUGCUUUAAACAAGGAUGCUGAUAAGGAUUCUGGAUAUGCCGCUUACAUCAACGGCGAGCUGAGACGCGUCGCUGUUCUUAACUUGAGACAGUACAACUCUGGCUCUGGCACCCGCCCCAACCAGACCUACACUGUCCAGGUCGGCGCUGGAACUUCUUGGAAAUCUCAGCGUCUCACUGCAGCUGGCGCUACCGACAAGUCUGGCGUUACUUUCAACGGCUUCUCCUACGAUGCUAACUCCAACGGUCUGGCCCAGCGUGUUACCAGCCAAGAGUCGGACAAGGUUAUCCAGGCUGACAGCAACGGUAACAUUACAUUUACUGUUCAGGACUCCGAAGCCAUUGUCCUGAUUAAGAAAUAA
This is a messenger RNA of Trichoderma asperellum CBS 433.97, 1470 nucleotides long. RefSeq lists its product as uncharacterized. NCBI's taxonomy places the organism in Eukaryota, Fungi, Ascomycota, Sordariomycetes, Hypocreales, Hypocreaceae. The record is from RefSeq and is a predicted model, not a curated record.